AUUGGUUGUCUGUUCUUAUUAAUGAAAUGUAAUAGGACGCAAUUGAACCUCCCAAGCGAAUGACGUGAGGACUGGUGCUGCCGCGCGGUCGACUGACGAACUACGCACAGUAACUAGAAAACCUUCGUAGAGUACGCGAGUGCGGCUGAUCGUCUCGCGUCUGUCCAGCACAAUGGCCAGUAAUAUUAAGCCGCACAAAACUAAGCAUUUCCCAAUAGACCAGCUAGUAUGCGUCGGGAACUACCAGCUGGAAAAAACUAUAGGAACGGGCAACUUCGCCGUCGUAAAACUCGCCACACACGCUAUAACUAAGAGUAAGGUUGCAAUAAAAAUAAUCGACAAAUCCAGAUUAGGCGAAGACAAUCUCAAGAAAACUUUCAGAGAGAUCGCCAUCAUGAAGAAGCUGAGACAUCCGCAUAUUGUACGGCUGUAUCAGGUAAUGGAGAGCAGUCACACAUUGUACCUCGUAACAGAAUACGCGCCAAACGGUGAAAUUUUUGAUCACCUGGUAUCAAAGGGUCGGAUGCCAGAAUCGGAGGCUGCCAGGUCUUUCUCCCAGAUGGUAGCAGCUGUCGGAUACUGUCAUUCCAGCGGCAUAGUCCACAGGGAUCUGAAAGCUGAGAAUCUACUUCUGGAUAAGGAUAUGAAUAUUAAGUUAGCGGAUUUCGGGUUCAGCAAUGAGUAUACAGCGGGUUCACCGUUGUCCACGUGGUGCGGAUCCCCACCCUACGCGGCCCCGGAACUGUUCGAAGGUCGCCAAUACGAUGGUCCGAAAGCUGAUAUAUGGUCCUUGGGCGUAGUUCUGUACGUGCUGGUUUGCGGCGCGCUUCCUUUCGACGGCUGCACUCUCAGCGAGUUACGAGCUGUGGUGCUCAGUGGAAAAUUUAGAAUACCAUACUUUAUGUCACAAGAAUGCGAGCAUCUGAUACGUCAUAUGCUGGUAGUGGAGCCCGAGCGGAGGCUCUCACUGCGGGGUGUUGCCCGACAUCGAUGGUUACAGGCCCACCAGCCCGGGCCUGGCCCUGGGAUAUACGAUGCCUCCGAGGGCCAAUGCGCUUGUCACCCGUCCGUUACACGCGAGGAUGCUCGAACCCACGACGCAGCGCUGGCGCGCCUCGCCACAUUACCCGGACUCUCCUUACAUCACCUGCAACAGUCGGUACAAGAAGAGCGAUUUGAUCACAUAUCAGCCAUUUAUCAUUUACUUAUGGACAAACUAGAACAAAGGGAUACAGACGCUGAAAUGGAUAGAGAUUCCUUAGACUCGACGACGGGCAAACCACUAGAUCUCACUAGUUGUAAGAGUGAAGAAGAGCAGAUGGAGGCUGAAGAUAGCACAGAAGCGCUGCAGCCGGGGUACCUCACCGUAGGCCACUCCGGUGACAGCUUUGAGAAGUUUGGUUCCUCGGUGGUGUUGGAGUCAGGUGUGGAACCCGUCCAUCAGCCCGGGGCUCCGCCCACCGCCAGGAGACACACAGUCGGCCCCGGAGACUGCAGACACGAACAGUCGAGUGAAUUAUCUUCAAGACCUGCACCUUUGUGUGCGUCAGCUCAUUUUAAUCAACAGCCCCUUCAGACUCCGCUACCGAGUCGGUUACCGGAAGUGGCGUUACUACCGAACACAAACCUGGCCGCCAAGUUGCCCGCGGUUCAACACCAACCUCCACGGUACUUCAGCGUCAAGGACCACCACCUGCUGAAGCCUCCGGUCGCCAUGCAAACACAGGCGUCGCUGUUCGGUCGUAGGGCUUCGGACGGAGGGGCCCACGUGAGGCGCGCCCCGGACACCUCGGGGGCGCACCCCCCGCCUCCCAGACACGUGUCGGACAGUGGUACUGGAAACACAGAGUCCACGGAACAAACAGACGAGCAGUCAAGCGACUCCACCUACAACAAUAACCUGUGCAGGUAUAUGUUAAAUCGAGGUAGUAACAAGCGCCACACGAUGGCGACCCCGGAAGAGGCGGCUUCCGUUUCCGCCGCGUGUCCUUCCACACCCGCUGUUAGCGCCCCUCGAGUACGCCGGUCAGGUCUCCUGACGGUCACAGAAAGACCGCCUGUUAUUAGUCCUGAGUUAGUUAUGGAGGUGGAGGCGAGGAUGAAUCGCAACUACCUCCCGCCCUCCAUCCAGGGCGGGUUUCAGAGUCCCCCGCCCGGGACCCCGCCCGCCCAGGGCUCUAUUACCGCCGGAACCCCAAAUUACACGAAAUCUAUGAAACCUGUCCUGGAAACCAUACCUCAGGGCAGCAUCAUGGGGACGAACCAGAUUGUGACGCCGUUCACCCCCUCGCUGUCACAAUUCUCGCCCACCCACGGCAGUGUCGUGUCUCAGACCGGAUCCAUCGUCACCGGAAGUCCGUUGGUGAAUCAGAACUUUAGCGGGAUCCAGCCAAAUACCUUCAGCUCAAUGCCAAACCAAGGUUCAAUCUUAAGCGGGACUCCCAUCAGUCAGAAUUUCAAUUCGUUGCCCAACCAGGGGUCGAUAAUGUCCGGCACGCCGAUCCAGAGUCAGAGCUACAAUAUCCAAAGCCAGGGGUCCAUCAUCAGCGGUACUCCGAUACAGAAUCAGAGCUAUCAAACAAACCAGAGACCCGGCGCCCCCGGGUCGGUUCAGGGUCAGGGGUCAAUAAUGACUGGCACGCCGAUCAACAACCAGAGUUUCCAGACGACCUCGAGUCAGAACUACCUCUCUUUGGCCCCCGGGACUUCGAUGGACAAAAGCUUCACGAACUUCCCCUACAGCUUUGGUUCCUGUGGUAACGUGCCCUCGGGGUCAAUAACCGCGGGGACUCCCCUCACAGGAUUGAGUCAGGGCCAGUACAGCCGUCAGAGAAAGUAUUCUGGGCCGCAGAGGGUUAAACUGCAAAUGUUGGCGACUGUACAGGAAAUGGCCCGGGAGCACGCGGAGCGCUACUCACCUGUGCGGAGAGCGGAACUGAGUCCUCCGAGGGCGGCGCACCCGCUAGCAUCAGCGAGACUCGAGUACCAGCAGUUACAGCGUGGCCUAGAGCGGCGAGCGGCUUGUGGUGGGGCUUCGCCCCCCUCGGAGUCUUCUCACCCGCCUCACACUCUCUCCGCCUCGAUGCCCGGGUCACCCAUCCACUCCGGCGCCUCCGUCCCGGUGCUCGACAUGGGCCUGAGCGACCCGCCUCAGGACCUGUCGUUGAAGCUGGGUAUGAAUCUCAACAGCCUGUACUCGCCUCACCUGCCGCAGGAUGUUCUGAAAUCUCUCCACUCGUACAGCAGUUACGGUCUGGUCUCCGGCCACGCGAGCCCCGCCAGUCCGGGGAGUCCCCUGCAUCAGAUAACCGAGGGCCUCAGCUACUUGCACACGGGGUCCAUUACGCGAGGAACUCCGCAGGCCAACGCUACACCCUUGGACCUGCGGAGCACUGCGACCGCACCUCAUAUAGAGAUGGAAACCAAUUACCCUCAGCUCCACCCCAUACUUCAUCCUCAGAUCCACGUGGUGGCUCACCGCUCCCUCAACAACUCCCCCAUUUCUAACCCCGGCUCCCCGUUGGACAUGAUCCAGGAAGAGAUAGGGAAUGGAAGUCAAAAUGGGGAAACGAAAUUCCCGGACAGAAGUUUCCAGAGCUACGUGUCCACGCACCCGCAGAUAAGUCUGACGGAUUGUCUCGGUUCGGAGAUAACCCUGGUCGCCUCCUCGUCCGAAGAUAGCGUCGAUAGUUUAGAAAACAAAUAUCCGCUGCCCCAGUUCGUGAUAUCCGAACCCUCGGACUUGGACGACAGACCUUCCAUCACCAAAGGGAUCGGAAGGAAAGUCAGCCAAGAAACGGAAGCCGCAGAAAAUAAGGAAGAAGUCGACGCAGAGAUGCAGUCCCCCAAAGAAAGCGUGGAUGAAACUAGUAAAUUCCUGUCGAGGGAGCUGGCGAGGAGGGGCAGCGACAAGUCUUUAGGCUUCAGUGACGAUUCCCUCAGCAACGACUCCGCGAACGCGUCGCCGAACUGCGAGCAAAACAUACAGUCAAUUUAUUCCAAUAUAGUGUCAAUUAGUUCGGGUUUUAGCGAGAAUAGGGGCAGCUUCUCCGAGCAUAGAGAAUCCUUCUCUUUCUCCGACCGCGGGAGCUUUUCUGAGAGAGGGGACUACGGCAGGUCCUCGUUCUCGGAACGAAGCGAUUUCGGAAGGGGCAGUUUUUCGGAGAAGGGCGAAACGCCGCGCUCGUCGUUUUCAGCUCAGGGAGUUUUAGGAGAAGUCAAGGAAUAUAACGAAGACGUCCACAUGCCCGCGGAAAAGACUCUGGUUAAACACGAAGAAGAGAGCCAUGAGAUCGAAAAAUUACAACGGUCCACCAUGGACCUGCGGCUGUCGGAGAUAUGCAGGCCGGGAGACGGGAUACCGAUACUGCUCAGCCCGCAGAAGGUGUCGUGCGUCCAAGAAUACUACGAGGUGACACUGUCUACAGUCUGCUCGCAACUGGACUCUCACAGAAUAGUGGAGCUAUUGAAGGAGACCAUCAACAACAGGGUGCCGCCGCAGAACAUAUUCAUAGAGACGGAGCACCGGACCCACGACGACGCCGAGCACCUGACAGGUUUCCUCAACCUGGAGUACUCCGGCGGCAUCCAGAUAGAGCUGGUGGUCUGCGAGAAUAAGAGCAAAGAGAAGAAGGGCCUCAAGAUGAGGCGAAUAUCGGGAGAUCACAGAGAGUACGGCAAGCUGUGUCAGCAACUGAUAACUAGCCUCACCGUCUGACGCCUCUGGCGGACCAAAGUGUGGGCUUCUUGCUCCGGCUGCGAGCUGGCCCUCGCGUCCGUGACUGUUCUCGGCUCCAUUUUUAUUCCAAUUCUCCGAGCAUUUGUUCAAAAUUUCAUUCCAAUUGUGUGAGAGCUCUUUGUGAUGUUUUUUCUUGUAAAUAUCGUUUGUUUCCGGCCGCUCCCGGCCGCUUCCGGCCGAUGUUCGGUCGGCUUUAGUUGUGUACAUAGUCCAAUGCGCCGGCUGUUACAUAUUUGUAUAUUGCGUCGAUAUAAUUUUAUUUAUUCCAAAUUUUUUUUCUAGAUUCCAUUUUAGCGUAGGUUCUGUAAAUAUUGUUUUAAGUUGACAGUACAAGAUUAGUUUUGAGAGGAAGUAUUGAAGAGCGAUGGGUUUUGUAGUGUACUGAUAUUGUUAUGCCAAUGUUGUAUAAAUCUAUGAUCAGGGUGUGAUAAAGGAGGUUUUAUUUUUUAUCUAGGGGACUGUUACAUCCCGCUUCCAACGAUAUUGUACUUUGUGCGAUAGGAAUAGGGUGCAAAGUACAAAAUCAAAGUAAAGAAUCGCCAUAAGUAGGUAGUCGAGAAGUUUAAAACUUGUAAAUAAUAUUUUAAUAAACAAUUCCAAUUCCAUAAUGUUA
Danaus plexippus (monarch butterfly) is the source of this 5351-nucleotide messenger RNA. RefSeq names its product serine/threonine-protein kinase par-1 (gene Sik3). Gene Ontology annotation, cellular component: cytoplasm. The coding region runs from base 173 to 4717 and encodes 1514 amino acids. NCBI's taxonomy places the organism in Eukaryota, Metazoa, Arthropoda, Insecta, Lepidoptera, Nymphalidae. Gene Ontology annotation, molecular function: ATP binding; protein serine/threonine kinase activity; tau-protein kinase activity. Gene Ontology annotation, biological process: protein phosphorylation; intracellular signal transduction; microtubule cytoskeleton organization. The transcript has 23 exons. The record is from RefSeq and is a predicted model, not a curated record.